AUGACAAACGGCAAGAGAGCAGAAAAAAACAAGGAUAUAAUGGAAUUGAAGGAUGAUGUUUUAGUUUGGGAGAUCAUCUCUCGCUUGCCCUUGAAGUUGGCAGUUCAAUGUAAAGUUCUAAACAAGGAUAUUAAGGGUCGAAUUUCUGAUCCUGAAUUUUUACGAACUUGGUUUCGACGCCAGGAAGAUCCUUCUACAGAACUCAUCUAUACAUUAAAUGGGAGGCACAGAUCGCUCCACAAAAUCACCUUACACCCUAUCCCAAACACUCAAAUUGAGACGCCUCUCUCCUGUGAUAUUGAGAUUUUGGCCUCAUGCAAUGGUCUCAUUCUCAUUGACUUUGAUCGUGUUACGAAAUACUGUGUUUUCAAUCCCCUAACUGGAGAGCACCAAUUGAUACCAUACCCGCUGAUGCCUUCAAAUAGGCUUCAUAGUAUGGGCUUCGCUGUUGAUUACCCGGAUUCAGAUCAAUAUAAAUUGGUAACCAUCAGUGAACGCGUUAAAUAUUCCCACAGGUUCUACAAAUUUAGCCUACUGUCAUCGCAGCAACCUGGCUUCUGGCAUGAAAUCCAACAGGAAACCAAUUCUUUCAGGCCUUUUCCUGAGGGUAAUCCACCUGUUUAUUGGUGUGGUUCUCUGUAUUGGCUCAGAUGUGAGGGUAGUGUUGUAGCAUUUGAUACGAGGAGACAAGCGUCUAGAGUAAUUGAAGCUCGGUUUAUUCCUCAAUAUGAUUUCAACUAUGGUAAUAUUAGCACUGGUAACAAUAUGUGGCUAGGGACGGCACAAGGUGUACUUACCCUUGCAUGCAUUUUCAGAAGGCUCAUAGUCCUCGCGACUUAUGAUAAUGCACGUAGUAGUUGGACGGUUACUCACACUGUGGACAACUUUAUUUCUCGUAUGAGCGGCUUUGUUGCUGGCUUUCCAGUCUGGAUCGACAGCAAGCGUCUUUUCUUAUGGAGCGUCCCUGGGUAG
Capsicum annuum is the source of this 972-nucleotide messenger RNA. Its product is annotated as putative F-box/kelch-repeat protein At1g20790. The coding region runs from base 1 to 972 and encodes 323 amino acids. The transcript has a single exon. NCBI's taxonomy places the organism in Eukaryota, Viridiplantae, Streptophyta, Magnoliopsida, Solanales, Solanaceae. The record is from RefSeq and is a predicted model, not a curated record.